AUGGUGAUCCGGAAGAAGGAGGUAGAUGGGUUGCGCGUGGGCCCAUUCUCCAAGGAGGAGGAGAGCACCCUCCGCGGGGCAAUCGAGAACUAUGUGAAUGAGCAGUUUGGCGGCGACAAGGAGGCUGCCAUGCGCAAUCUGGUCACACAGCGCGGCAGGGAACCGUCCGACGCGCUCCUCAUUGGCAGGAGUGCGCUGCCGCACCGGCACCCGAAGUCGAUCUACAACUUCAUUCGCAGGCGCAUCCUCCAGCAGAAACUGGGCAGGUGGACCACGGAAGAGGUGUACAUGCUGCUGGAUCACUACUUCAAGAACGAGAACUCGCAGGACGACGAGUCAAAGAACAAGCAAAGGUGGCGAGGUGUAGCGCACCAGAUAAAGCGGCUCCCGGAGCAGGUCCACGACAAGUGGAAGGAAAUCCGGCCGCACAUAGACGUGUAUAGGCGCAUUUUUGAACAGGAUGACCUCAGCAAGGAGGAACGUCUGGACUUUAUUGCGCAGGUCUGCAGCGGCAAAAGCUACCCCGCGCAACAUCUGUGGAAAAGUGCGAACGGGGAGAGUCUCUCGGUCAGCGCGUCGAAGGGAGCGCCAAGCUCGAUCUCUGUUCAACGGAGCCAUCUGGACGAGGAGACGCGCAAACGCGUGCACGAAUACAUAGUGCAGCUCGUCGAAGACGGAACCAUUCGGCCGCCCGUUGUGUACAACAUCCCGUGGAUAAAAGUGCGAGAUAAAUUCACUGCGUUCUCGGAGUCUCAGAUCAGGCUUGGGUGGACGCUGACCACGUUUCCCGUCGCCAUCAAAAAACAUAACCCAGCGUUCAGCAAGCUGGUUGUCGCCCGGUGUGGCAUCUACCUGAUGUACAAGAGCCGGAAAAUACCCGACCGGCUGAGCCAUGUCGACUUCGCGGAUUGGUUCCCACAAUUACCGCAUUUGUACGUCUCGAUGUGCGUGAACUCGCUCCUGAACAAAUGCAUAUCGAGGUUCAGAAGGGGCACACUCCGGAACGCCGACGUGCGCUACGCCAAUGAGGCCGUUGUUAGCGGCGCCGACCUGUCCGCGUUGAAAAACGCCAAACCCCCGGAAAUCCAGUGCUCAAUCAAAGCCAUAGAGAACAAGGAACCUUCAAAGUGGAAAGAGUCCACGGCGUUCUUCAACGACGAAGGGACCAGGAACCUGCUCUCCGGGCACUGUCGGAGCGCUGGCUCCCGCUGGGUGGAGGUGAAGGGGGGGCGGUUGUACCUGUCGCUCAAACGGCAGAUCAAGCUGGCAUACUGCGAGACAAGGGCCGACAAGCACUUCGAGUCGGACAUGUCUAUUCUCGCAUCCAUCUCACCAUGCUCGUUGCCCACGAUGAGCGACGACGAUCCAUGGUGGGACUACUGGCAGCCAGACUCGCCGGAAACCACGAGCUCCAACUCACGCUUAGUGUAA
Babesia bigemina is the source of this 1431-nucleotide messenger RNA. RefSeq lists its product as hypothetical. NCBI's taxonomy places the organism in Eukaryota, Apicomplexa, Aconoidasida, Piroplasmida, Babesiidae. The record is from RefSeq and is a predicted model, not a curated record. The transcript is spliced from 2 exons. Bases 1 to 1431 code for a protein of 476 amino acids.